Messenger RNA from Phialemonium atrogriseum, 1626 nucleotides. RefSeq lists its product as uncharacterized. Bases 1 to 1626 code for a protein of 541 amino acids. Gene Ontology annotation, biological process: ubiquitin-dependent protein catabolic process. The record is from RefSeq and is a predicted model, not a curated record. The transcript is spliced from 5 exons. Lineage: Eukaryota; Fungi; Ascomycota; Sordariomycetes; Cephalothecales; Cephalothecaceae. Gene Ontology annotation, molecular function: ubiquitin protein ligase activity.
AUGUCAAUGUCCGUUGAUGAGAUCAGUAAUGUUGUACUUCUAUUCAGCAAUCCCGUAUGGACCGGUGUCGGCACCAUCCCCAGCACCAUCAUCCGCAAUAUCACGGCGCUGUCGUUGGGAUAUUCGUCCCACAUCACUGAGAACGUGACCGUCUUGUCGUCAAACUAUGCGUCAACCACGGACGGCGUCAUUCAGGGACUGCUGUAUGUCCCCGAUAUCAAGGAUGAUGACCCGUGCCGAGCAGCUCUAGACGCUUUCCUGCCGAAGAAAGUCGUUCGACACGCUGACCUACCCCCGGCAAACUACAACAUAAUCGCCAUUGCCCCCUGGAUCAAUGCAACCUGCACCCAGUCCUAUCUUGCGUCUGCUCGCCUAGACCCUCUACGCGCAUUUAUCUUCUACAGGCCGUCUAACGUGUCAUCCGAUCCGCCCCCUGCCGAUUCCCCGGAAUGGGAUCUCGGCGACCGCGGCCGUUGGAAAACCCAGAAUCGCUUCCCAAUACUGGCCGUCUCCGGCCUUGCGGGCCAAGAGCUGAUGCACCAGGCUGGUCUCUAUUCGGGGAACCUAAGUGAUGUUCCAUACGCGAGAAAUAUCACCUCGGUAUACGAAGCAGACCCUAGCGAUUACGUUCGAAUUUGGACGCAGAUCUACGUAUCCACAUCAUCUAAUGCUCCCAGCAUAUGGGUACUCGUCCUCGUCAUUCUCGGUGUCCUGGUGGGCGUAAUCGGCUCGACAUCCCUACUCAUGCAUUUCCUCCAGAGCAGGAGGCGGGCAUCUCUCCGUCGCCGUGUCCAGAGCGGGGACGUCAACCUUGAGGGCAUGGGUAUUAAAAGGCUGACUGUUCCAAUUGCCCAUGUCCAGACGUUUCCCCUGUUUACUUACAACUAUGAACCCAAAGCUAAUAGUGCGCCGACAUCUCCCACCUCGUCAAAACACCCUCAAAACGCUAGGAAAAAGGGGAGUCGUGGCCGACCCAGCAGCAUCGCUACCACCACCCUUCCCAUCUCAGAGAAAGGACUCGAUAGCCCGUUUGCUCUCUCGACAACCGCGACCGACUACCAGCCCAUGUGCGCCAUCUGCCUAGAGGCCUACCAGAAUCGAGUGACGGUCAUCCGUGAACUGCCGUGUGGCCACAUCUUCCAUCCAGACUGCAUAGACGAGUUCCUUGCCGAGAACAGCUCUCUGUGUCCAGUAUGCAAGGCUUGCAUACUUCCAAAGGGGUAUUGCCCCAAAAUAACGAAUGCCAUGGUGCGACGUGAACGUGCGAUACGGCGACUGCGAGACAGGAUCGAAGUCGACGACGACGUUGAGGCUGACGGUACCGGUGGGAGAUUCCACAAUUGGGGAGGCGAGAUCAAGAAACGACUCUCGCUCUUCAAGCCGAGUGGCCCGGGCCCGUCAUCAAACCCAACCGAACCCGAACCCCAACCCCAACCACGGAGACGAUCAACCGCACCCGAAGUUACCUCAGUCCACCACCAGGAAUGUAACAGCAGUUCUUCGAACAGCCGGGCAGACCUGACGAGAAAACGCAUGCGACAGCUCGCGGGGUCCGAGCCAGAUGAUGAAGAUGCUCGACUUACUAGAUGGCAGAGGAUAAGGCAUAGGGUGUUCCCUGGAUUCUGA